UUACAGUUCAUGAUGAUGAUUUUUGAAGGAAUAUUGAUGUUCUCAAGAGAAAGUUCCUUAGUGGGAAGUUGGUCACGACCAUCUAAAGUAACGGCACAUUGGGUUUGCAUGACCACUGGUGUUGUGUUUGCCUUAUUAGGACUGACAGCUAUCAUGUACAACAAACAUUUAAACGAUAAACCACAUUUCAAAUCCUGGCAUGGAUUACUGGGACUUAUUACUGUCAUUUUUGCCUGCGUUGAGGUAAUGGGGGGUGUUUGUGUGAAAUACAGCCAAAAAUUGUUGAAAGGUGUCAGAAUUCGGCUAGUGGAUUUGAAGAUGUAUCACGCCACAGCUGGGCUGAUGUUAUUUAUGCUGGCAUCAGCUACCACUAUCCUUGGUAUGAUGUCAAAUUGGUAUAUGAAAAAUGUCAAAGGAUCAUCGUUUUAUAUGUCCAUUGGAUGUGUAGUACUUAUAUCUUUAAUAAUUUCUAAUCAGGUCACGCAGUCCUACCUUCCUAAAACUAAGCCUAGCACUAGCACUUCUAAUGAUAAGGACAAAUAG
Molecule: messenger RNA, 543 nt
Organism: Lottia gigantea (owl limpet)
Lineage: Eukaryota; Metazoa; Mollusca; Gastropoda; Lottiidae
Exons: 1
Molecular function (GO): transmembrane monodehydroascorbate reductase activity
Source: RefSeq, a predicted model, not a curated record